AUGAAGCUGCAGGCAGACUCCGACAGUACAUUCACAAUGCAGUUUGCACCGGUUUUAUUUUUGUUUGCAUCUUCCAUGAGGAUUGUCUCAGGGGCAGAUUGGUGCUACCAAUCCCAAGUUUCAUGUAAUCACACCUGCACAGGUCCAGUGCUAUGGGGAUUGGUUUCACAGAACUGCAGUGGCAAAUCUCAGUCUCCAAUUAACAUUGUUACAAGGAGAAUGCUUCCAGAUGAACGUCUCACUCCUUUUCACUUCAUUGGCUAUCAAGAGGCUUUUCAUGGUCGCCUCAUCAACACCGGUCACAGUGUUCAACUGGAUUUACCAUCUAGUAUCAGGAUCAAAGGAGGAAAUCUGGCUGCAACAUAUAAAGCAGUUCAGCUUCACCUGCAUUGGGGCAAAGAUGGAGGACCUGGGUCCGAACACACUGUUGAUGGAGAACAAUUUCCAAUGGAGAUGCAUAUAGUCCACAUAAAAGAAGAAUACGACUCUCUGUCCCAGGCUGUAAGAGACCACACAGGCGUGGCUGUUCUUGGCUUUUUCUUUAAGAAGUCCAAUUCUCCAAAUAAGAGAUUUGAUCCACUUCUAAAUGCUCUGAAAUACAUCACACGACCUACCAACAGCACGACACUGAAGGGCAUGUCCCUGGAAAUGUUCAUACCUCCUCAGAAGAAUAGAACCAAGUACUUUCGCUAUGAUGGCUCCCUCACAACACCCAACUGCGCUGAAGCUGUCAUCUGGAGCUUGUUUGAAAACACAGUUCCACUAAGCAAGAAGCAGCUCGCUGUAUUUGCCAAGCUUCAGUUUUCGAAUGGAAAGCAGAUGGUCCAAACCUACAGACCUGUGCAGCCCUUGAAUGGACGGCAGGUGUAUUACUCCGGAGGCCAUCCUACUCAGCUUUCCUAUGUGUUACUCAUCACAUCAGUGCUGGUUGCACUCUCCCUGUCACCCUCUGAUUAA
This is a messenger RNA of Anoplopoma fimbria (sablefish), 957 nucleotides long. It is a transcript of the gene ca4b, whose product is annotated as carbonic anhydrase IV b. NCBI's taxonomy places the organism in Eukaryota, Metazoa, Chordata, Actinopteri, Perciformes, Anoplopomatidae. Gene Ontology annotation, cellular component: plasma membrane. The record is from RefSeq and is a predicted model, not a curated record. Gene Ontology annotation, molecular function: carbonate dehydratase activity; zinc ion binding.